Molecule: messenger RNA, 1365 nt
Organism: Cyprinus carpio (common carp)
Lineage: Eukaryota; Metazoa; Chordata; Actinopteri; Cypriniformes; Cyprinidae
Product: transmembrane emp24 domain-containing protein 6-like
Biological process (GO): intracellular protein transport; Golgi organization; endoplasmic reticulum to Golgi vesicle-mediated transport
Cellular component (GO): endoplasmic reticulum; COPII-coated ER to Golgi transport vesicle; endoplasmic reticulum-Golgi intermediate compartment
Source: RefSeq, a predicted model, not a curated record
UAAAGCGCUACAGUAUAUAAAUAAAGGUGACUUGACUUGACUUGACAAACCUUACAUUGGGUGGUGGCCUAAUAAAUAUGUUAAGCACUGUGUGUUGCUCUCAUAGAGCGAAAAAUCCUCUUGAUUGCCUUCUGGAGGAGAAAAGAAGAAGAGCUGUUCAUUCCUAAAAACAAUAAAUAACUGUAUAUUGAAUGUAAAUUGUAUUAAUUGUAAAAUAUAUUGUAUAAUAAUAAUAACAUUUUUUUACAUAGUUUUAGCACAAAGUAGGCCUAGCUAAUUAAACCUUUUUUUCAAGUAAGUAUGAGGAUUCAAGAUGUGUUGUAAACAAACGCUGUGAGGGCACUUCAGAAGUGUUUUCCAGAGCACCUGUGGCCUAACUUGGAUUUUCCCAUGUGUAAAGGGCAGAACAAAUUUUCGAGUCACACGUCUGACUCAGAGUUAAUCAUUAUCAGAAACUUCAGUGCACUCAAACUGAACAGCUCUCCUGUUUCAUUUAGCUUAUUACCAGUUAUAAUUCACAUUUGAAAUGUUACAGAAAGGCUUUUAUCUGGUUUGGCUUCUGUUAUUAUUUGGGUUGAGCAACAGUGGAGCGCUGAAGGACCCUCAUCCAGAGCUUUCUGAUCAGGAGCUUUUCUGGGGAGCCGAUCAGUAUGACUUUUCCAUCAUGCUGCAUGCUGGAGACCUCCAGUGCUACUGGCACUUUGCUCACUUCGGCGAGCGCUUCUACUUAAACUUCAUGGUCCAGCUGGUGACCGGUGUGGCUCUGGACAGACAUCUCUCUGUGACUGUUAAUGCUCCGAGCGGUUUAAUAGUUGGCAAAAUUGACAAUUCAAGUGGUCAGAUUGCCUUCAGUGUUAAGGAGACUGGUUUUUAUCAGAUGUGCUUCAGUAAUUUCCACAAUCGCUUUGGGAGCAUGCAGGCUUUCCUGAACUUUGGUGUGUAUUACGAGGGACAAAAGGAAGAAGAGAAGAAAAAGAAAGAAGAGUAUAUGAAACAGAUAAAUAGUACACUCUCCUUCAUUGAGGAAAGCAGCAGCAGGCUGCAGAGGUUUGUCUUCCACAUGUGGCGUCAUUAUAACUACGAGAGAAUGAGACGCGGCACAGAUUUCUACCUGCUUCAGUCCAACUCCAAUUAUGUGAACAUCUGGUCUGCUGUCCAAAGUCUGCUCAUCAUCACAGCUGGAUACCUGCAGCUCUACUGCCUCAAGAGACUCUUCAACACCAAACCAGCAGAGGGAGACAAACCCCGCUGUUAACAUCAACAUCAAUCCAGCAGAGAGAGACAAACCCCACUGUUAACAUCAACACUAAACCAGCAGAGAGAGACAAACCCCGCUAUUAACAUCCACAACAAACCAGCAGAGGA